This is a messenger RNA of Chara braunii, 2100 nucleotides long. Lineage: Eukaryota; Viridiplantae; Streptophyta; Charophyceae; Charales; Characeae. The record is from the annotation of a GenBank genome assembly.
CGGAGGUGCGUUCGAUGAUCCCGAAGUGGAAGAAGUCCAAGUGUAUGCUGCAGAUGGACGGGUGGUCCGAUCGCCAGAACAAGCCCCAUCUGAAUGUCAUGGUGUCCUCGCCAGUCGGUACGGUCUUCUGGAAGUCAGUGUGCAUGGAGGGCAAGGAGAAGGACGCUGAAGCUUACUUCCGUGUCUUGGAUGGGGUCAUCAAAGAGAUCGGAGCGGACGCAGUCGUUGGUGWCAYCAUGGACAACGCAAGGGUGUGCGUCAMGSCARGGAAGAUGGUGGAGGCCGCCUAUCCGAACAUCUUUCGCGUCGGAUGCACUGCGCAUGCGCUCGAUCUUGCGCUGGAGGACAUGUAUAAGCACAUGCCUUGGAUGGCGGAGGUGGUUGAUGCCGGGAACAAGGUCGGCAAGUUUUUCACGAAUGUGGACAAGGCGAGGGCCAUGUUCCACAACUACUCACCGAAGACGAAGUUGAAGCGCCCUGCGGCAACCAGAUUUGCCACCAACUUCACGAUGCUCGGGUCUUUGAAGGAACUGAAGAAUGCACUGGAUCGCUGCGUUUGCGAUGUGGGAUGGGUGGAGAAGAUGGUACGGGCAGAGCAGUUAGUGGCGUUCAACGAGGUGACGGCCAUCAUUCUAGACAAGGGCGAGUUUUGGAGCAACGUCAACAAGGCGAUCGAUGUGAUGCAGCCCGUAGUGGAGCUGCUUCGGCUGGUCGAUGGACAAGGACCGACCAUUUCGAAGGUGUACUUCAAAAUGGAUCGGGUUGUUCAACGCGUGCGUGCCCUGGAGUGCCUUUCAAGUGACGAGCAUGAGGAGGUGCAGCGGAUCCUCAUGGACCGCUGGUCAUUCAUGACCAGCGAGCUGCAUUGCGCUGCACCCUUCCUGGAUCCUGAGCACCGAAUGCAGAACGCGCAGCGCGACCCGGAGGUUCGCGCAGGAUUCAACAUCUGGCUAUACUUCUGGAUGCCACGAGAUAAGCGCAAGGAAGUGAGCUUCCAGGUUGACCAAUGGGUCAACGCUUUAGGAGGGUUCUCCGCAGAGAAGGCGCGCGAGCAAGCCAGCCAGCAGCCACCAGCUUUGUGCUGGAAUGUCCACCUUCUGAAGAGCAUUCGGUGCGUCGGGGGGGAUGAAAUCCACAUCCCAUGGGCGGAUGACUUCCCGGUGGACAAGGAGAUGGAGCACUGGUACGCAGAUUGGCUGAAGCGUGUCCACGGAGAGGUGGAAGAAGAAGAGGUGGUUGUGGCGGACGUCGAAGACGAGGAAGAUGACUUUCCACUGCGGCGCACCUUCCAGCGCAAGGACGAGGUUGACGAGAGGCUGUGUGAGGAGGAGGACUCUGUUCUCGUCGGUACAAGGGAGCGCGAUUGGCACGAGUGCACGAAGCCCGGGAAAUACCGUGAGCGUGAGUUGCGCAGGAGAUCAGGCAACGAGCUGCCCGUGCCUGAGUUGUAUACGGAGGAGGGCUACGCUCUUGCGUUGGCAGCUCGACGAGCGGGCACAUGGGCAGAACGCAGGGCACGAAAGGCGGAAGAGAAGGCCGGCAAGGCAGCAGCUGACGCUGCCGCAGCAAAAGCUGCUGCGGCCAAAGUCGUUGCAGCCAAAGCGCGAGCGUCGGCGAAAGCCGCCGCGAAGAACGCUGCCGCUGGGAAAACGAAGAGAGCCGCCAUCAUAAAUGAUGACGACGAUGAAAAUAUCCCAGAAGACAUCCGAGGAGACGAAGAGCUCGAAGGCUCAAAAUCGACUUCUUCCAGCUCAAGUGACACAUCUGAUUCCUGUGGGGGGGAGGGAACGGAGGAGAGUGACGAGGAAGAAGGCGGUGAGGGUGAGGCGCAGCCGGAGGAGAGCGAGGAGGAAGAAGGGGAACAGGCGGCGUAGGGUGCACCCACUGUGCUGUUUUGGCAGACAAACUCCAGUUACUAAGCAAUUCGAAUGUUGAACUUGUGGAUCUUUUUUAUAUAAACUUUUUGUCAAGUUUUCUGUUGUCUUUCUCAUUCUUUGCUGUGUGUGGUGCAUCAUCGAUUGUUCAUAGUUUGUUUUCUGUGUUUUUGUGAURCCAUACCGCCGCUCGAUUGCAUGGAUGCAAUGAAUGCCUGCUGCCGUG